Glarea lozoyensis ATCC 20868 is the source of this 1797-nucleotide messenger RNA. Its product is annotated as RNI-like protein. Lineage: Eukaryota; Fungi; Ascomycota; Leotiomycetes; Helotiales; Helotiaceae. The record is from RefSeq and is a predicted model, not a curated record. The transcript is spliced from 2 exons. Bases 1 to 1797 code for a protein of 598 amino acids.
AUGGCUCAUCCACCAUCAUAUGAGGACGCAAUCGCAGAUGUGGAUGUUGUCCAACUUGUAUGCCAUUACUUUGAUGAUACAUGCUUAGUCAACAGUUCUCGUGUAUGUACCAAAUGGCACAGUACCAUGAAUAGAAGACUAUGGCGGGACCCAUUCGCAUUCGUCGCCAGUCGUCCACAUCCAUUUCGUAAUGCAAUGCAACUUAUACGCAAAAUUAAAGAAAUACCAGUCGAAAGAACCGCGCGCACUCUCAGAUUCGUUAUGGCUCUGGAUUUCCGGCCGCUACUAGCACUUGGAAAUGAUCCUGCUCAUAAUGAAAGUUUUCAACAUUACGAAAUGUAUUUCAGUACGCGAACAGCCGUGAUGUGCUCCACCUAUCUACCAAAUUUACGUUUUCUUUACCUUGCAGGUCUGCAGGUUAUUGAUCGUGACAGACCCUUGUGGCAGACGGAGGAUCGAGUCGACAGACCGCGUCAAUUAUUGCUUCUAGAUGCUCGCGGUGUUCGCGCAUUGAAUUGCGGAUUAAUACCUCAGCAUAAUGCUUUUGGUAAUUUGAUGUUUGUCGAUUUAUCUUAUACCAUCCGUCCCGAAGGGUUCCAACGGAUCUUCUCUGGGGGUCGGUUCCUAAACUUGAGGGUGUUGAAGUUGCGAGGGCUCAAAUUGACAGACUCAAUGCUUCCGGAUAUUAUACUUCGAAGUGGUCAUCGAUUAUGGAGUCUAGAUAUUCGGGAUAAUCUCUUGACAGUUGCCGGCGUCCAACAAUUGAUAGACAAUUGUCUACAACCAUUACCACCGCAGCUAAACGAUGUUACUAGCCUGGAGCUCGUCGAAGCUGCUCCGAAAUACGAGCGAGAUAUUACGCUAGACCAUCAAAGUCAGACCGAGAGACUUUCGAUAGCGUGUCGGCCUGAUGACGAGGCGAGCUUUACGAGAUAUCUCAAUGUCAGAGGCAAUCUUUUGCAACCACUGGGAUAUGUGCUUGACGAAAAGGAUGAUCUUUUGAAGGCCACUGGAUUAACAAAUCUACACAUUUCAGGAAACAAGCUCAAUGCUUCCGCAGUCGACAUAAUUUUGCCGUAUAUGGUUCACCUUAAGGUACUCGACGUCGCAUCCAUUCGUGUCCAUCCCUCACAGUCAGGGAGGAAAUACUCUUAUCUCACCACGACACAGAACACCCUGCCACUAAUCCAAAGUUUAGGGUGCUGCACGGAGUUUCUGCGCAUUCAUCACUCAGCCGUGACCGGUACUAAUACUCCAAUAUUUUCAUUGUCAUCCUUAAAGUACUCUCUUGCAUAUCUCAGAGAUGCUGAGAAAGCAAAAAUGGCAGGGAAGCAGAAGCUCUUUCUUCCGCGUGACAAUUAUCAUCUCCGUCACCUUACGCUUACCGAUAUUCCAACCAAAUCAUUCGGUCCGGUCAUUCACAGACUUAUCGACUUCUUAAAUGAUUGCGUUGCUCAAGAGCGUGUGCUCCGUGACGCCGCACACUCAGUGGGGCUCAGGCACCGUCGUGCACCAAAACUACUAUCCGGUCUUCACACACUAAGACUCGAGUUUAUGGCGGAAGAUACAGGAUUAUCGAAUCAGAGCGUGGGUUCAGCGAGUGAAGACCAUGACGCUGACGGCUUCUUACGAGAAUCCGAAAAGGACUUUUCAUUCUUUGACGAUAAUCAGCCGCGCUCCGUACCGGUUAUCAAAGAAGAAUUUGUACAUGAUGUUUUGGGUACGAUCAAACGUUGGAGAAAAUACAGUAUCCACAAGUGGGCCGGAAAGUUGGAAAUUGAUUUGCCUCAUGGGUGA